CUAGCCCCCCACCUUUCCCCCCACCAUAAUCUUCAUACUCAACGUUAACAAUGGCCAGACACCCAUUUUCCCUCCUCCUCCUCCUCUCCCUCUUCCUCCUCGCCGCCUCCGCCCUCCGCUUCCACGAUGACAACCAAAGACCCUGGUUGCAGAGGUGCCGUCAACAGGUUAGGGGCGAGCGGCUCCGCCACUGCGAGCAGCUGCUGAUGAGGCCGCGCCGCGUCCGCCAGCUUUUAAUGGCUGAAGAAGAAGAAGAUGCAGUGGAGCACCUGGAGCAGUGCUGCCAGCAGCUACGGGGAAUGGACGACGCGUGCCGGUGUGAGGGGUUGCGGCAGAUCGUGCAGCGACGUAGACAGCAAGGGAGAAUGCAAGGGAUCGAUGUUGGGCAAAUGCUGGAGAGAGCUACGAACUUGCCGUCCGUGUGUAG
Molecule: messenger RNA, 427 nt
Organism: Cucurbita pepo subsp. pepo (vegetable marrow)
Lineage: Eukaryota; Viridiplantae; Streptophyta; Magnoliopsida; Cucurbitales; Cucurbitaceae
Product: 2S seed storage albumin protein
Molecular function (GO): nutrient reservoir activity
Source: RefSeq, a predicted model, not a curated record